Messenger RNA from Argiope bruennichi, 3146 nucleotides. RefSeq names its product lipoamide acyltransferase component of branched-chain alpha-keto acid dehydrogenase complex, mitochondrial-like (gene Dbct). NCBI's taxonomy places the organism in Eukaryota, Metazoa, Arthropoda, Arachnida, Araneae, Araneidae. The record is from RefSeq and is a predicted model, not a curated record. Gene Ontology annotation, molecular function: lipoic acid binding; acetyltransferase activity. The transcript has 11 exons. Gene Ontology annotation, cellular component: mitochondrion; cytoplasm. Bases 188 to 1654 code for a protein of 488 amino acids.
UUGUAACUUUUCGAUAUUGAUUACAUAAUAACAAUUCAAAAAAUAUUCACCACCCCUAAAUUUAUCGAGAUAUUUUAUGAAUUUGUACUGUGAUUAAGUCACAAUUAUUUGGAUACCAAAUAUUUUUAUGGGUAAUAUAUUCUUAGAACUAAUCUAACUGUAACUGAAAUAACAUUACUGUCUUAAUAUGGCGGCUUACAGUGCAAUUAGGAUUUUCUCUUCAAAUUUGUCGAAAUCUAUUCGAAAUUAUAAGACUUUGAGUUCUCUAACUUUUUCAAAAAGAACAACUCCAAAAUGUUUCCACAAUUAUUUCAGAAGAUCAAAUCACCGUUAUUUUUUCACCUCAACAAUUCGCUUUGGUCAAGUUGUAUCUUUUAAUCUCUCAGAUAUUGGUGAAGGAAUAUCUGAAGUUACAGUUAAAGAAUGGUACAUUAAAGUAGGUGAUAAAGUUAAUCAAUUUGAUAGCAUAUGUGAAGUUCAGAGUGACAAAGCAUCUGUGACUAUUACAAGCCGCUUUGAUGGGUUCAUAAAGAAGCUUUACUAUGAAGUUGAUGAUACUGCAAAAGUUGGAUUGCCUCUUGUUGACAUCGAACUUUUUGAUGAAGAUAGUUCUAGUUCGGAUGAGCAAGUUGAUCAGGUGCAAGACCAAUUGGCUGCUCCUGCAGGUGGAGCUCAAUCAGAAUUCUUCAAGCUAGCAACUAAAGUUCUUACAACUCCUGCUGUGAGAAAAAUAGCAGCCGAGAAUAAUGUAAAGCUUAGUGAGGUUAUAGGAACUGGAAAAGAUGGUCGUAUUUUAAAGGAAGAUGUGUUUGCUUAUUUAGAGAAAAGAAAACAAAAAGAAGUAGAAGCUCUGCAAAUACCUUCUCCAGUGCCAACACAAUCUUCUAAACCUGCCAUACCUACUAUAGAAUCUCCAAAGAAGCCAACUAUUGAUGUUAUUAUCCCUGUUGGUAAAGAUAAAACAGAACCCAUCAAAGGCUACAAGAAAGCUAUGGUAAAAACUAUGACCAAAUCCCUCUCUAUACCAUGUUUCAGCUAUUGUGAUGAAAUUGAUCUUACCAAUUUAGUACAAAUGAGGGAGAAAUUUAAAAGCGUAGCUGAGGAAAAAGGAAUUAAAUUUUCAUACAUGCCUUUUUUUAUUAAAGCUGCUUCCUUAGCUUUGAUGGAAUACCCUAUUUUAAAUGCUUCUGUUGAUGAAAAAUGUGAAAACUUGUUUUAUAAGGCCUCUCACAAUAUUGGUAUUGCUAUGGACACACCACAAGGUCUUCUUGUGCCAAAUAUAAAAAAUGUUCAGAAUCUCAGUGUUCUACAGAUUGCUUCAGAAUUGAACAGGUUGCACGACUUGGGACGCAGAGGAAGUCUCAACCAAAAUGAUCUUAGUGGAGGGACAUUUUCUCUAUCAAACAUUGGAGCUAUUGGUGGUACCUAUGCAAAACCUGUUAUUCUUGCUCCUGAAGUUGCAAUUGGAGCUAUUGGCAAAAUACAGGCUCUUCCAAGAUUUGAUUCAAAUGAGUGUGUUGUGAAAAGGAACAUUAUGCAAGUGAGUUGGACUGCAGAUCAUCGUGUGAUAGAUGGUGCAACAAUUUGUAGGUUUUCAAACUUGUGGAAAUCUUAUUUAGAAGAUCCAGCGAUUAUGCUUUUGUAUUUAAGAUAAUGACAUUUCAUGUAUAAUACAAAUGCCAAUCACUUUGACAGUUUGAAGUGUCUUAUUACUCAAAAUAAUUUUUAAGUUUGUUUGUCUUCAUUGCAAUUAUUAUUUGUUAAGUGCAAUCUGGGUUUGCAAUGCUAUUAGUUAAAUUUACUUUUCUGUCAAUUUGUUUAAGAGCAGCUUUAUUGUAUUCGACUUUCAGCUUUUUUUUUUUUUUUUUAAUUAAAUAUACUAAUGUGAAAGAUAUGAAGUCAGAUAUGAAUUGGAGGUGUUUUCAUACUUGUUCAAAUGAUGUUGCCAUAUAUUUUUUAUUCAGAAAGUUCCUUGAUUCCAGGAAAAUCAAUUAUAAAGUUAGUUAAAAGAAUCCAAACUGUUUUGAUCUAUAAUUGUUCUUUAUUUUCUCAGUUAAAAGUUCUAAAAAAAUAAUGAAUCUAUUAGAACGUAUUGUUUAAUAUAUUUUUGUCGUAUUCUCCAUAAAUUAAAUGAAUUAAUGCACUUAAGUGUGUAAAAAAAUAUGCCAAAGAUUCAAUGAAGAAUUGUUCUUUGUAAACAGAUUAUUAAUAUAUUUGGAAGGAUUUUUUUAAUUUUCUUCUGCUUAUAGUAUGUAGCCUUUCCUGGAAUUUUUAAACUCAUAUAUGUUGUUUGUUAAUUUUCUUUGUUGAUUUUUGAUAACAUGAUUUUCGUAGCCUUAGUUUCUUGUGUAUAUAUAUAUAUAUAUAUAUAUAUAUAUAUAUAUAUAUAUAUAUAUAUAAUGUGAGAGAUGCUCAAAAAUUUUGAUACCUAUUAAUUAAAAAUUCAGUGCUACCAAUCAGUACAUUUCCUACCCAUCAAAUAUCUUUUUACAUAAGUUGGCUGUCAGAUUCUUAAUUAAAAAUUUAUAUGGUAAAUGAAGAACUAAUUAAAAAUUUGAUUUUAUUUCAUUUUCUAAAUUGAAUGAUAAUGUCUGAGUUGCCAAAAUGUUUUAUUCAAAUGCUGAAAUGUAAAAUUACGGGGUUGAGUGUAAUAUUGAGUCUUAUAUGCAUUCUAUCUUUAAUUAUUCCUAAAAUAUUAAUUUUUUUUUCUAAAAAUAUUAACUAAUUAAAAAAUGGAAUAAUUAUUUUUUGAAAAUCAUUUUUGUCUUAUUUCAUGACAUUCUAUUUAUGCUUUAAAUCAAAACUAAGAAGCUCUACAAUAUUUUUUUCCCUGUGGCUUAUUAAAAUUUUAUUAAAAGCAUAUAAAUUAAAAGUUAUUUUUUCAGUAAAAUAGUAUAAUAGGAAACAUUUUAUGACAAUUUUUUUUAUAAUGAUUUAUUUAUUCUUCAUGAAUAUGUUAAAAAUUGCGGUAGAAAUUUUUAUUUCCUAGUCAUCUGAAACUGGCAAAUUUUUGCAUUUCUUUUUGUUCUGCCAAAUCGAAGAAACAUGCUAUAAUAAAUAACGUUUUCAACUUAUGCAUUUAUUCUUCUUUAUUUCUAAGCACUGUAUUCAAAACUAAGGAUUUAAAUUUGUAUUAAAGUGUUUUA